Messenger RNA from Humulus lupulus (European hop), 3631 nucleotides. RefSeq names its product pre-mRNA-processing protein 40A-like. The transcript is spliced from 29 exons. The record is from RefSeq and is a predicted model, not a curated record. Gene Ontology annotation, biological process: mRNA cis splicing, via spliceosome. Bases 238 to 3306 code for a protein of 1022 amino acids. Lineage: Eukaryota; Viridiplantae; Streptophyta; Magnoliopsida; Rosales; Cannabaceae. Gene Ontology annotation, cellular component: U2-type prespliceosome; U1 snRNP. Gene Ontology annotation, molecular function: protein binding; RNA binding.
AAAGAAAAAGAAGAUAUUUAAGAAGAAAGAGGUCCGUCACAAAAGUGCACCCACCGGUCCGAACUGGACUCUCUCUAUUCGGUUUCUUUUUCAUCAAAGGCGCCAACUACUUUGUCUCCCAAAUCUUACGUGCGCUUCACCUUGUACAUGGGGAGUUGUGUUUAUCUUUAUCAUACCUUUGAUUGCUAAGUUGCUAGUAACGCUGUUGGAUUUGCAGAGUCUUGAACUUUUGUAAUAAUGGCCAAUAACCCUGAAAUUUCAGGUGUACAGUCUCUUCGGCCUCCCAUAGGUGGUACCAUGGAUCCUCCUCAAAGUUUGCCUGCCAUGUCUUUUCAAUUCCGGCCUCCUGUUCCUGCACAGCAGUCGCAGCAAUUCAUUCCUGUGACUUCUCAGCAUUUUCAGCCUAUUGGGCGAGGUGUUCCACCCAUGAACGUUGCAAUGCCUCUUGGUCCUCCUCAAGCUCCUCAGCCCUUCUAUUCCCAACCAAUGCAGCAAUUCCCUUCUAGGGCUGGUCAGCUAGCUCAAGAUAUGCUGCCACCACAGCCUAUGCCAUUGCCAAUUGCUCAUCCAAACAGUCACCCCUUGCCAGUUGCUCAUCCGAACAGUCAUCUCUUGCCAACUCAUCCUCAGCCUAGUGCUCAAACUCCAAACAACUUCACUCCUAGUAUAGUUGGCCAAGGAACACCGCUCUCUUCAUCGUAUACUUUUGCCCCUUCCUAUGGUCAAAUACAAAGAGGUUUCAGUGAUGCCACCCAGUAUCAAUCAAUACCUCAAAUGCAUGCGGCAAAUGUUUCUUCUGAUGGGCAGCCUAUGUUAUCAGCUCAAAGCCAAAGCAGUGUUUCUGUUACACCCCAGCAUCAGACUAUUGAAAAGCCUUCAAUGACAAACAUCAUUGCUCCAGUAUCGAGCAUUCAGCCUAACCUCAUCCAAUCAGAGUGGAUAGAACACACGUCUCCUGAUGGAAGAAAAUACUAUUACAAUAGGAGGACAAAACUAUCAAGUUGGGAGAAGCCUAUAGAUUUAAUGACGCCCAUUGAGAGGGCAGAUGCAUCAACUAACUGGAAGGAAUUUACCAGCCCUGAUGGAAAAAAGUAUUACUACAACAAAGUCACCAAAGAAUCGAAAUGGGUGAUGCCUGAGGAGCUGAAGUUGGCGCGUGAGCAAGUAGCAAAUGUAUCUCACAAGGAACCACAAGAGAAAGCAAGUUGUUCUGCCUCUGAUACUGUUUCUUCUCCAAAGGUUGAAUCUGCACCCCAUGCAGAUACAUCUUCCAAAGCUCAAGGAAUGGCAUCAAGCCCUGUUUCAGUGGAACCUAUUGCAGCUGCUGGUGAACAGCAAGCUAUGGCGGUUUCAAGAUCAUCUUCCUCCCCUGUUGCAGGUUCCACUAUAAAAGCAAGUGCAGAUGGAGAUAAUAACUCUAUUAGUGUUCCUUCAACAUCCAACGCUUUGAUUGGAGGCAUUGGUGCUGUCACCACUGCAGUCACAGAACCAAUGAAUAGUUAUGAUAAUUCAGCUCAGGAUGGUACUACUUCAGUUGGAGUAUCUGCACAUAAAGAGGAAGCUUUGAAUGAUGUAACAUUAGAGAAGAGUAAAGAAAUUGCUCCAGAAGAUAAAGCAGUUGAACCCGAACCAUUGGUUUACGCAAAUAAGCUGGAGGCGAAAAAUGUAUUUAUGACGUUGUUGGAAUCUUUUAAUGUUGGGUCUGACUGGACAUGGGAUCGGGCGAUGAGAGUAAUAAUUAAUGACAAAAGAUAUGGUGCUCUGAAAUCUCUUGGAGAGCGAAAGCAAGCUUUUAAUGAGUUCUUGAAUCAAAGAAAAAAGCUGGAUGCAGAAGAAAGACGGAUGAAGAAUAAAAAGACACGAGAAGAAUUCAAAAAAAUGUUGGAGGAAUCCACAGAUAUUACAUCAUCUACACGAUGGAGUAAAGUGGAAAGCUUAUUUGAAAUUGAUGAGCGGUUUAAAGCAGUUGAACGAGAUAGAGACCGAAGGGAGCUGUAUGAGAACCAUAUUGAGGAACUUCUAAAGAAGGAACGAGAAAAGGCUGUGGAGCAACACAAACGCAAUAUAAUGGAAUACAGACAGUUUUUGGAGUCUUGUGACUUUAUCAAGGCAAACAGCCAGUGGCGAAAAAUUCAAGACCGCUUAGAAGCUGAUGAGAGGUGUUCACGUCUUGAAAAAAUUGAUCGAUUGGAUGUCUUUCAGGAGUAUAUACAUGAUUUAGAGAAGGAAGAGGAGGAGCAGCGGAAGAUACAGAAGGAGGAAUUAAGAAAGGCUGAGCGCAAAAAUCGUGAUGAGUUCCGCAAACUGAUGGAAGAUCAUGUUGUUGAAGGCACUCUUACAGCAAAAACUCACUGGCGUGAUUAUUUCAUGAAGGUUAAGGACUUGCCUGCAUAUGUGGCAGUUGCAUCAAACACCUCUGGCUCAACUGCAAAAGAUUUGUUUGAAGAUGCUUCUGAGGAGCUUCAGAAACAAUAUCAUGAUGAUAAAACACGAAUAAAGGAUGCAGUCAAGUCGGCAAAGAUCAUACUUACAUCAACCUCGACAUUUGAUGACUUCAAACACAUGAUUACAGAAGAGAUUGGCUCGCCACCAGUAUCUGAUGUCAAUUUAAGGCUUGUAUUUGAUGAGUUACUUGAAAGGGUCAGAGAGAAGGAGGAGAAAGAAACUAAAAAGCGUAAACGCUUUAUGGAUGAUUUUUCUGAUCUUCUGUCUUCUAUCAAGGAUAUAACCGAAUCUUCUGAGUGGGAAGACUGCAAAUUGCUUUUUGAAAAUAGUCAAGAGUUCAGUUCCAUUGGUGAAGAGAAUCUCUGCCGGCAGAUUUUUGAUAAAUAUGUAACGCAACUUAAAGAGCGGGCAAAAGAGAAAGAGCAGGCAAAAGUAAAGGAUCAGAAAAGGAAGGAAGAAAAGAGCAGGAAGGAAAAGGAGAGAAAGGAUGUAGAGCGAAGCAAGUUCAAGCAAAGAAGGGAAAAAGAGGAGCACUUAGAGAAAGAUGUAUCCGACAAUGAAAAUUUUGAUGCAACCGAGAGUCAUUUGAACAGAGAUAACAAAAGGUCAGUGAAAGACAGUAGUAGGAAACAUAGGAAGCGGCAUCACAAUUAUGAUGAUGGUGCAGAUGAAAAUGAGAACGAUCAGUUAAAGAAAUCGCAUGGUUCUAGUAGCAGCCACAAGAAAUCAAGACGACAUACAUCUGCUUCUGAAUCUGAUCAAGAAGGCAGGAGUAGGAGACAUAGGAGAGAUCACCGGCAUAGUUCUCGUAGAAGCGGUGAUCUUGAAGAUGGAGAAUUCGGUGGUCGGGAGGAUUCAUAGUUUUUUUCAUUCUGGUAAUUGCGCUUCUUUUGACCCUUUAAUUUAUUUUGAAUGCUGGUAAGAUAUUUGUUAUUUAUUUUUACAAGGAUACUAGCCAACUAGUGUGCCUUUUAACAAAUGCCUUAUCAUAAUGCUUUCAAUGACUAUAUUUUGCAAGACAUCAUUUAGUUUUAAUCUAGUUGGAAACAUAAUUUUCAUGAAAUGCGUUCUGGGUUUAAGAUGGGAGUUUUAUUAGUGAUAUUUUUUUCAGUGUAAACUUGAUAUUUGAAAGGUUAUAAUCUCUUGUAUACAAGCACAGAAAUUUAAUAUCUAAUCAUUCAAAUCA